Onthophagus taurus is the source of this 1100-nucleotide messenger RNA. The record is from RefSeq and is a predicted model, not a curated record. Lineage: Eukaryota; Metazoa; Arthropoda; Insecta; Coleoptera; Scarabaeidae.
AAUUAAAAUCUGUCACACUCAUGACUUAACCUAAAAAAUUUUACGCAUUAAAUUAUCCUUUUUUAAUUUAGUCAGUAAUGUCUGUAUUUCACGAUGAAAUAGAAAUCGAAGAUUUCGAAUACGACGAAGAAGAAGAAAUUUAUCAUUAUCCCUGUCCUUGUGGAGAUAGAUUUGAAAUUUCAAAGGUAAAAAACGUCAACGUGAAACCUAAAAGCCGAUCUUAUAGCAGGAGAAGAAAUAGCAACGUGUCCCAGUUGUUCGCUUAUAGUAAAAGUGAUUUAUGAUAUAGAGGACUUCCAAGAUAAAGAAGAAGAAGUAACUAAAAUUACUAAAGAUAUUAAAAAAUUACAAGUUGCAAAUUGAUUUAUGGAAUUUAUUUUUAUAAUUUGAAUAUUAAAAAGAAUAUUUAAAUGGCUGGUCGCGGUAGAGGACGAGGGGGUCGAGGUGGAAACUCAAAAUCUUUUAGUCGAGAUCAAUUAGCAAGUAUCGGAGCAGGAACAAACGAUUUAAUUCCCGGUCCAGUAACCCAACCACCACCACUUUACCCACCAUUAAAUCGACAACCCGUUCCAGUACAACCAUCAGAAGACUUAGAUUAUUUAUUAACUCUCCGACAAGACAUCAUAGACCACAUGUAUCUUUCAACAGCUUUUUUAAGAGUUUCUAAAACAAAAGUAACCAAAUCCGAUCAUGAAAUUGACAAAUUAUUAGCACAAUUACCUUCAGCCACCAAUAAUUUCGACUGGGAAUUAUUUCCUACCGAGUUGCGACCCAAAAUGAGUGCUAAACGAAUUAAAAAACAAGUUAAAAAGGAAGUUGAUGUUGAGGAUAGGUUAAAUCGAUUAGAAAAAUUGGAGAAUGACACCGACAAUGUUGCUGUAAAGGAGGAGGUUGAAGAUGAAGAUGUUGAAAAUGAGGAAAUAUUCGAUGAUGCUGAUGAAGAAAUGGAUGAAGGGACUGAUUAUGCAAAUAAUUAUUUCGAUAAUGGUGAAGCUUUUGAUGAAGAAGAUGAUAAUUUAGAUGAUGGACCGGUUUAUUAAAGUUUCUCAAAUUUUAUUUUUAUAGCCCCUUAAUUUUAAAAAUAUAAAUAAAUUGUAAAU